This is a messenger RNA of Cylas formicarius (sweet potato weevil), 2355 nucleotides long. It is a transcript of the gene put, whose product is annotated as activin receptor type-2A. The record is from RefSeq and is a predicted model, not a curated record. Lineage: Eukaryota; Metazoa; Arthropoda; Insecta; Coleoptera; Brentidae. Gene Ontology annotation, molecular function: activin receptor activity; activin binding; metal ion binding. The transcript has 8 exons. The coding region runs from base 288 to 1856 and encodes 522 amino acids. Gene Ontology annotation, cellular component: plasma membrane; activin receptor complex. Gene Ontology annotation, biological process: cellular response to growth factor stimulus; protein phosphorylation; activin receptor signaling pathway.
UUCAUGUUAGAUUUUGUAGGAGCUUCCAUUUUCGCCUGUGAUUUUCAUGGACGUUAUGCUGCAUAAAAAAAGAAUUUUGGUGAAUAUUUUUGAAUUUUCGACGCCCCCCAAUAUUAAAUUGCCUGCAGAAUACUAAAGCAAUAGUGUUAAAAGGAAUUUACUGCUGUGUUGAAGGAUUUGAGUGUGACGCCUCCAGUGUUUAUGCUUUUGACCUAGGUUAAUAUAUACAAAUUGGGCUUUAGCGAAAGAAAAAAUUCUUACAUCCGUGGGUUAAUUAUGUUCGCAAGAUGUUUUCAUCAUUAAGAUUGCAGCGCAUUCAGGUGGUAAUUGUUGCAUUGCUUGCUGCACAGGAUUUAGGGCAAGCAGAGUCUGCAAUUGCAAUACCUGUGACAACAAAAUGUGAGUAUAAUAAUGGUACUUGUUCUCCAGGAGAAUGUAAUGAAGUAAUUGACUGUGAUACUCCUGGUGAAGGAAAACGCAAUCACUGUUUUGUUUUGUGGUCAAAAAAUCAGGAUGGAUCAAAAAAUGUCUCACUUAAGGGUUGUUUUCUAAACACUGAAGACUGUUAUGGCCAAAAAAGAUGUACUGAAAAAUCACCAACUCCCAAAAAUAACCUGAUGUUUUGUUGCUGUGAAGGCGAUUUAUGUAACAAAGAAUUUUUUUGGGAGCCCGUGGCUACAGAGGCUCCACCUCCGAGUACUGCCAUUCCCACUGUAGAAGAACCUAGCAUGAUAUAUUAUAUAUUGGGCUCAGUAACAUUGCUUGUGAUUUUAUUACUGGCAAUUGGAUUUGGGAUAUUUUGGAAGCGUAGAAGCAAACAUUAUUUUAAUGGGUUGCCAACUAACGAUCCUCACCCACUGCCUCCACCAUCUCCCAUGUUAGAUACUCGGCCAAUUCAGCUUAUUGAAAUUAAGGCCAGAGGACGUUUUGGUGCGGUAUGGAAAGCUCAGUUUAAGUCGGAAGAAGUAGCUGUAAAGAUAUUUCCAGUUCAAGAUAAGCAGUCAUGGCAAACUGAGCAAGAGAUAUUUAAGCUUCCCUAUAUGGCUCAUCCCAACAUACUUCAGUAUAUAGGAGUUGAAAAACGGGGAGAUAAUUUGCAAGCAGAGUUUUGGCUAAUAUCAGCUUAUCAUGAAAAGGGAUCUCUAUGUGAUUAUUUAAAAGCUCAUACCCUUUCCUGGAUAGAAUUGUGUAGAAUUGCCGAAACAAUGGCUAGAGGUUUGAUGCAUUUACAUGAAGCUAUCCCAGGAAAAUCAUCAAAUGAGGCUUCGAAACCCUCUAUUGCUCACAGAGACUUUAAGAGCAAGAAUGUCUUGCUUAGGCAUGAUAUGACUGCUUGCAUUGCUGACUUUGGUUUAGCUAUAGUGUUUGAACCAAAAAAGUCUUGUGGUGACACUCAUGGGCAAGUAGGGACAAGAAGAUAUAUGGCCCCAGAGGUACUAGAAGGUGCAAUUAAUUUCACCCCUGAAGCAUUUCUUAGGAUUGAUAUGUAUGCCUGUGGCUUGGUGCUAUGGGAAUUAGUAUCAAGAUGCAAAGCCCAAGAUGGACCUAUUCCUGAGUACAGACUACCAUUUGAGGAAGAAGUUGGCCCGCAUCCCACUCUUGAAGAUAUGCAAGAGUCAGUUGUGCAAAACAAAGUUCGACCAGCCAUACAACCCCAUUGGAGGAAUCACUCGGGUUUGGCCGCCAUUUGUGACACAAUGAUCGACUGUUGGGAUCAUGAUGCUGAAGCUAGGCUCUCAGCAUCGUGUGUAAUGGAAAGAGUUAUGGUACAGACGAGAUUCCUACAGUCUAACAUGACGGGGUGGAGAAUAGAGAACGAAUCACCUCUUACACCAUUAAAAGAUAGCUGCAUCUAGGAAUACUUUUGAAGGUAAGGUAAAUAUUGGUAAUCUGGUUACUUGAAACUGACACUGCAAGAAUAUAGAGUACCUGUCAAAAUGUAGUCUGUGUGUAUUAGAUUACCAACGUAGCCAAAUUUUAACGACGUCACAACAAGGUCAUAGUGCACGCUAAAUUGUAGCACCUGCGUGCAAGUGAAAUAAUUCUAAUAAUAACAUCGGUGUAGUAGGGAACCACCAAAAUUAUUCUUCCAGAUCAGACACACUUCUCAAUGUGCCAAGAGACUAUAAUAUAUUUUAAUAACUACUAUUUUGUAACAAUGUUUUAUAUUACUAUUAUUAUUAUAUAUUGUAAGAUUAGCUUGUAGCGGGACUUUUGACUACACUUCGCGAGCGGGGUUCAGUCCUUAAUAUCAAUGGUGGUACGUGCAGCAGUGAUUUUGUAAUUUGUGGAAAGAGUUUAUGCGAAAAAUAAAGUUUAACACAUUAGGAUACUAUGAAAUGGAGUUAAGCCUUG